UUUUGCAUAAGGUAUUAAAAUCCUGCUGCACACGCAAAUUAACAACGUCACGUGACACAGCCAACAUCUCCGCCCGGCACAUCUGCAAAAUGGAGGACUGUGAAUCUAAAGAACCAGAGCAGCUCCGAAAGCUGUUUAUCGGAGGUCUCAGUUUUGAAACCACAGAGGAGAGUUUGCGGGCUCAUUUUGAACAAUGGGGAUCUCUCACAGACUGCGUGGUGAUGAGGGAUCCUAACAGUAAGCGAUCCAGAGGUUUUGGUUUUGUAACAUAUUCCUCUGUAACUGAAGUUGAUGAGGCCAUGAAAGCAAGGCCUCAUAAAGUCGACGGGCGAGUCGUUGAACCCAAGAGGGCCGUGUCCAGAGAGGAUUCAAACAAACCGGGAGCACAUCUGACGGUGAAGAAGAUCUUUGUUGGUGGUAUCAAAGAGGACACAGAGGAGCACCACAUUCGGGAAUAUUUUGAGAAAUAUGGAAAGAUCGACUGUAUCGACAUAAUGGAGGAACGCUCCACAGGAAAGAAGAGAGGAUUCUGCUUUGUCUCUUUUGACGACCAUGACACUGUGGACAAAAUAGUCGCCCAGAAAUACCACACAAUUAACUAUCACAACUGUGAAGUCAGGAAAGCUCUGUCAAAACAGGAAAUGAAUGCGAUAUCCAGUAACCGAGGAAGGAGCGGAGGAUCAGGAAAUUUCAUGGGCAGAGGUGGAAAUUUCGGAGGUGGUGGCAACUUUGGUCGAGGGGGCUAUGGAGGACGUGGUGGAUAUAAUGAUGAUUUUGACAGUGGUCCAGGAGGAAACUAUGGCGGAGGACCUGGUUAUGGAGGUGGCCGAGGGGGUUACGGAGGUGGUGGUCCAGGCUACGGAAACCAGGGGGGAGGCUACGGUGGCAGUGGUGACGGAGGUUAUGGAGGUAGUCGAGGAGGAUAUGGCGGAGGAGGAAACUAUAACGACUUUGGAGAUUAUGGUGGACAGCAGUCAAACUAUGGGCCAAUGAAGGGAAAUAACUUUGGUGGCAGGAACUCUGGUGGACCCUAUGGUGGCGGCUACAACUCCGGAGGCAGUGGUGGAGGCUACGGCUCCCGGCGGUAUUGAACACAGCAUGUUUUUGGCUUCAGUUCUUAGCAGGAGAGGCGAGGAGGUGAGCAAAGGAAUUGUCAGGAAAGCUGCAGGUUACUUUGAGGCAGUCAUCUGAAAGCAUUAGAGGAACACAGAAGUCAGACUUUACUGCAGCUAAGUCGGAGAAGUGAAAGGAAGAAGGACUGUAAGAACAAGACAUGAGUGCAGAUGAUGCCCUUCCCUAAUUGUGGUAGAUGUUUCCCUGCUGAGAAAGUUUUCCUUUUUUCUGAGUCUAAAGUGUGUGUAUUGUUCCAAUGGUAUCAGGGGUAAAGCGCUUUUUUUUCUAAACUGAAGUCCUUUUUUAUUUUUUACUUUCUUUCUAUAUGGUCAGGUUUUUCUGCUGGCCAAUAAGUUAUUUGUCUCCAAUUCAGUUGUAGUUACACCAGGCCCUUAGAUCAGCCAGAAUUUCUUCUCUCUGACUUUACAUAAUUUGAUGAUUGCAAGUGUCAAAUGUAUUUUGAUUAUUGUAUGUAAAGCAGUGUGUAAACCCUUCAUAGUACCGGUGUCAACAAGUGUAAAGAGCCUGAAUUAGAACCAAGGGAAUCCCUCGCUCUUUGUCCCCCCCUCCCAAAAAAACAAUAACAGAUUCUAGAUUGUUCACAUAUUUUCAUUAGUAGAUCCAAGACUAAAUAAAAUUGUGUAGUAAAGUAA
This is a messenger RNA of Cyprinodon tularosa, 1766 nucleotides long. It is a transcript of the gene hnrnpa3, whose product is annotated as heterogeneous nuclear ribonucleoprotein A3. The record is from RefSeq and is a predicted model, not a curated record. The coding region runs from base 90 to 1091 and encodes 333 amino acids. Gene Ontology annotation, molecular function: RNA binding. Lineage: Eukaryota; Metazoa; Chordata; Actinopteri; Cyprinodontiformes; Cyprinodontidae. The transcript is spliced from 11 exons.